GUCCCAAAACCCAGGUGUGAAAUAAAACGCUAUUUAUCAAAACCGCGUAAACACUUUGCCUCAAAAUCGCACGGAACUUGUGUCGCUCUACAACACAGAUUUUCAAGGCAGCCGUAUAGACUUUAUUACUGCAAGAACUUUGGUGUAAUUUAUACAUAGCGGGAUUACUGCUUCGACUGGAGCAAGCUGAGAUCAACACAGAUUAUUAAGAAGGCUUAAGAUAUCGUCAAGAAGGUGUUAGAUAUGAGAAUUUCGGUAAAAAAGUAUUGUGCAGUCUUCGUGUUAUGGCUAGCAAUGUAAGUGACUUCAUGGAUAUUUAAUAAGCGGUUUUCUGGUGUAUUGACAUUAAUAUUAGUAAAUAUACUGAUCAUGUUCACCUUGGACAUCAAUUUUGAAUUGUACGUGAGUUCAAAUAGAAACAAAAUCUCGACUUAUAUUUUGCUAUUUUCCUGCUGUUUUUAGGUUGGGUACAGCUGAGAGCCGAGGAAACAGAAGAUGUCAAAAGAGUCUACGAAAACGAGGUUUGAAAAAAAAUAUAUGCAAAUAUAUUCAUGUACAGGACACCGUUCAUCAUAUACAGGAGAAAUGAGAUUCCCAGUUGAAAUAAACUAAGUUUCUAACAGUUUUUUUCCUGCGUUGUGAAAAUAUGCCUGCCAAUUUAUUAUAUUAAUCCCGUGUCUUGCUAUAGACUCGUGCACUCUCGCAGCUACAAAUUCUAAGAUAAAAAAGGCUUUUAAAGAAGAUAAAAUCUCUGCUAUUUUAUAAAAAUUCUCUAAACCCAUCAUGUUCUCAAAAUAUUGACAUUUUAACCACGCUAACUAUCUUACGCAUGUCUUCAUGCAAACGUUCAGAAUUACUUGCGCGCUAGAAAUUCUCGACACCCUAGUGUAAAAGUCUACACUUCCAACGAUUCAAUAAGAUAAAUCCCUUCCAAGACUUGACGAAGUAUACUAUCGCAGUUUCUGUGAUCAUCAUUGUGAUGUGAAGUCAUAGUUUCGAUCAAAGAAACAGUAAAAUUAGCCUUAUCCCGCUUAGGUGUCUCGGCGUCUCAAGUGCAGGUGUCAAGUUUUAGUCCAGAAAGAUAUAUAACGAGUCAAGGAGACUGUUGACCUUUUUAGCUUAUUUUUAGGAUUAAAAUGAAACAUCUUAAGCGUAAAAUGUCAGUGGGUAGUUCAACACAGCCUUCAGCCGGGUAAAUGCAGACACCUCAAACUGAAACCAUUUCUUAUACCAGGGGAAUAUAUAAAACGUCUAUCUGGGCCUCUCUCGCCUAAAUACUGCGCUUAUUAAAGGAUUAAACUUUAAGAGAUUGCGUCUUUCUGACUCGUGUACAUAUUGACAAUGCAACAAUUAAAAUGUGUUUAUAAAUGAAGGUAUGUGCGAUUUGCAUGGAAAUAUCGUACAUGAGCCAUGUUAAUGCGUGGAUCAAUGUUUUACCCCUUAAUACUUCAGUCACAUUCCUGUGAAGUACGAAUAACAUGUUACGCUGUUAUGUGCACUCUUUGGAUCAAAUGUUGUUUACAAUGCCAAUGGUCAAAUGCCUUUUUCUCGAUGAAAAUAUGGAAGACGCUUUCAGUGGAAGAUUGUUUGUGGCUGCCGAGGCAAUAUUUCGAAAAAAGAUAACGCUCUGUAGCCAUGAAACACAAAUCAUAAAUCAAUGACACUUGCCGUUUCCGUUAUUGUUUAAAGACAGAGGCGUGAUUUCUGUCGACUGCAACAAAUUGUUCCGUUCAAUGUUUAUACAACAACUUCCACGCAGGAUUUUCGUUUAAAAAGACCAAUCUUCCGUAUGAGACGCGCUUUUCUUAUAUGUUUACGGGGGAAGCGCGGCUUGUUGGCUUGUUGCUACAGUGUGUUACGGCAUUUAAAUUAAACUAUUGCUGAAAUCAUAAAUCAUGCUUAAUGUCAAUAUGACAGAUUGUUUCGUUUUUGAAAAAGCCGACUUAACUAUAUUUAAAACAACUUGGAGAUUUUUAUACAUAAUCAGUGACAAAAUUCAUGAAGCGAUUACGCUGGAAAUGUAAUCCCCCUUCAUGUUAUGAGAAUUUGCAUUUUAUACGAAGUGGUUUUGCAUUCUGUUGUCUUGUCGACAACUUCCCAGUAAAUAAUGCAACAUUGGAGCGAGGUGAUUUUGAAUUUGCGCAAUUAUUUUUUCACGAAAGCACCACUAUAUCUGUCCCACGUUUCAAUGUCAAUUGAACAAAGAGCACUAAUAUUCUACGUGGUAUACUGUAGAUUGACCCAAAAACGGCCAAGACUUGGCGCAAAUAUUUUCUUAUAAUUCUUAAAAUUAAUUAUAUCCGCCAUGAAAUGCGUGAAAACAUUUUGCAAUCUCCGGGAAUUUCUAUUUUUCAUAUUCCAAAAACUUUAAUGUGAUACUCGGCGUAGUUCGAGCAGAGUUUGUAUAAUGUACACCUUCAAAAAAAAAUAUGCGCGCAGGAUAAUGUUUGUACAAAAAACGAAAUUUCAACACCCCAUUAAGAAAUGCACACAAAAAUCAUGUUAGAAAUCAUGUUCCAUCAUGUUACUUCGCUGACUUAGGAACGUUUACUUUGACGUGCGUAAAUAACGUAAAAACACGUACUUCAGCGCGCGAUACUAUAAUAUUUUCGACCACAACAUGGGUGGGCUAAAGAUAUAUUCACUGUAUUUACAGUAGACAUUCAAUAUUCCGCAAUAUUUCAUAAAUUGCACGUGCGUCGGCCCGCAAUCAAAAAGGAACUGCAGUUAGCACGUUAUCUGUUUAAUAAUUUGAAGGAACCAUAAAUCUUGAUUGUCAAAAUCCCGCGUCUUACCGACGGGCCAACAGUGUCGUUAGAGACAUACUGUCGCAACUUUACAAAUUGCAGAAGAAUAAUGUCCGCUAUGAAGUGUGAAAGUGUUAACGCGCGUGUGAUAAGCGCGCGGAAUGUAAACUAAUAGUAUAGCACGCGCAACCAGGCGUCGCCCGCAGAUGAAAGCCUGCUGUGCAGGUUAGCACAACCCCAAAUACCAAAGAUAGGCAUCUCAAAGUAUGAGGGUCACAGACGGACACUGCACAUGCUCGUUGAGCCUCAGAUGUAUUGACAAUUUUGCCGUACAUAUUUUCGAUCCGCUAGAUUUUGAAGUAAUUUUUAUAAUUUUCCUCGCAGGAAAAUGCCGUACAUCAGCCAUUUUGACGAAGAGUUUUGGCACGUUCCAUUCACCAGGAUACCCACGAAACUACACGAACAAUGUACAAAGCAGUUGGCACAUUCGUGUUCCAAAAGGAUAUCGUAUUCGAAUUCGUUUUCGCAAAGAUUUCCACGUCGAAGAUUCAACAUUAUGUCACAAAGAUGCACUGGUUGUUGCGUUUGAUAAAUCUCAGAAAAACACAAAGUUAUUUUGUGGAAAGAAAAGACAGAGAGGUGUGACGUCAUCAACGAAUGAAUUGUGGUUGAUAUUUCGAAGUGAUGAUGCGGGAAUUGCAAAAGGAUUCUUUGCAACUUAUCGUGCUAUUGGUAAGAUUGCGUGCUUGGAUCGUGCUAAGUGUGAAAUAAUACGUGUUUCGAUCAUUCGUGGUAUGAAGGAGUUCAAUUGAAUUCUUAGAGAUGGUUUAUGAAACACAUGUUUUUUCUCUCUCUAGAUGUGAAUGAAUGUCGAAAAGAAGUGUGUAAGUUUCCCAGUCUGUGCAGGAACACAGUGGGCAGUUACAUGUGCGAUUGUCCUGAUGGAUAUAGACUACGAGGAAGAAAGAAUUCCGGCAGAUGUGUAGGUAAGAAUGAAUUAGAAGAAAUCAAGGGUAUUCUAAUUGCUCCAGGACGUCUAUAAGGACACACUAAGUAGCAUGCUAUUUUCCUACAAUCGACGAUACUCCUUGACAUGAUUUUGUAAACACAUAAAUUAGUUGAAGAACAUAUAAAGUUGAAUGGUUAGUAAACAUGGUUUUCUCUUGUUCAGAUAUAGAUGAAUGUUCCAGUAGGCAGGUGAAAUGUGAGUUCAAGUGUGUCAAUACAGCAGGCGGCUAUCAUUGUGUCUGCCCAAGAGGAUACAGAUUAGCUUACAACGAGAAAAGCUGUCGAGGUGAGAAGACGAUCUUCUAAUAAAUUACCGUUCUAAUUUACUUCGUAUAAUUCCAUUUCUCUCUAAUUUACGUAUAAUUAGUUUCCAAUUUAUUCCUAAUUUAAGUCUAAUAAAGACGGUUAAUUGUAAUCAAUGGUAAAUAUUUAGAUGAGAACGAAUGUCUCAAACACAAUGGUGGAUGUAGUCAUCAAUGUCGCAACUCAAGAGGUUCCUAUACGUGCCUGUGUCCAACUGGAUAUAAAUUGGACUCAACAAGACGAACCUGUCACAAAGGUUAGUUGGUGCGUGUCUAGGAAAUUUCUUUUCAAUUUUACAAUAUGAUGCUUGAGUGUAUAUCCACACCGGGCAAGCUUGAAAAAUAUGCCUGGCCACUGAAUACAUUACACCAACAGAGAAAAAAUCAAUUUUACAAUAUGUUCAAACAUAUUGUUCAAACAUAACUCAAAAAUUAUCACACGAUUUAAUACGAAAAUUUGUGGCACACCAAGGGCAAACAUUUUGGUUUAAUUGGGAUUAGAAAUUUACAAAAAGUUUGGUUUGCUUUCCCAUGCUGAAAAGAAUCAAAUUCGCAAUUAGUGCAUGUAUGAUUUAUGGGUACUUAAAGGCAAAGGUAGGCAGUCUUGGAAAAGCUGUGUAUAUUAUCUCAUUUUGAAUUUCUUUCAUUUAGAAAUAUUCUACGAUAGUUAUCAACAGAUAUAUUAUGUCAAGGAAGACGUGGCUAUUGGGACACUGGUAACGAAAGUGAAAGCAACCUUGGCGAAAAGACAUGGUCAAAAGAUGCUCUUCUUCAUUGUCGCUGAAAACUUAAAAUCAGAACAUCCAACAUUUAAAAUGAACAGCACGAGCGGAGAAUUGACCGUGAACGCAUCUUUGGACAGAGAAACUGUUUCAGAAUAUUUAUUGGAGAUUGAAGCGAAACAUUUGAACGAAAAGAAAAAGUGGACAAAAGCGCGAAGUUUUGUUGUUGUAAGAAUACUCGACAUUAAUGACCACGCCCCACGGUUUAGUCACCCAGCUUAUACGAUAAGUGUCCCCUGUAAUGUGAAACCCGGGAGUGUCUUAUAUCGUAUUGAUACAUAUGAUCAAGAUGAAGGCAAGAAUGCACAAGUGAUGUACAAACUUGAGCCCGCGAACCCGUAUUUCACGGUCCAAAAACACAGCGGUAAGGUGAAAGUUUUGAAAGGACUUCAUGAGUUUUGUAAUGAAAGCAGCAGUUCUCCACUGAGAAGAUUUGAGUACAAAAUCGUGGCGACUGAUCGUGGACGUCCCGCGUUGAGAACACGUGUGCACGUGAGGUUUAUCAUAGCGGCUGUGGAUUUGACGUCACAAACCAUGUUCGUCUGGUAUACCGAGAACCAUGAUGUCAAACUUGUAAAGAAGUCCUCACGUAAAACUCUCAAACAGACUGACUCUACCUAGUAAAUUAUACAUUUUCAUAAACUAAUAUAUUCAUGUUUCUUACAAGUCAUCUUUUCAGACAGAAAAAGUUUAAACGAGGUUGACAGUGUCACACAUUGACCACAGAAAACGCAAUGGUAAUAACAAGCCUGUAUCAAAUACGAGGCAAUAUCCUAUAAACUUUUUCCACUCUCAUAAAAACUUGAGCUUUAGAAGGCUCAUACGAAAUUUAUGAAAUGUGUUCUAGUGGAUUUUCAGCCAACCUCGUACCCCAGUCUUCUCGUUGUUCCAGAGUGUGAAGAUCAGGUGAAGACACUGGGUACGAGGUCGCUAUAUAUUACUAGUACGUAUAAAUGUGGUUUUGUGUAUAUAUAAAAUGUAUAUAGUACGACAGAUAUGUAAAGGACAUAUUUUAACAAACUUUAUCUAACUUUUAAAAGUGUGGUUGUAACAGUGCAGACGAAAAUAUAAAUGUUGUCUUCACUAUAUAUAAAUGAUACAAUAAACAUCCAUUCGAUAAUAAACGCCUCGUAUUUAAUAGACGCCCUGCAUUCUACAUACAAGAGACGUCAGACGUAGGUCGUAUGGGGGCAGCCAUUGAGUAUCCUAUAGUAAACCUUUAACACUCGUGCAGUUGUAGGAAAAGAUUAUUAGCACCCUCAGCCCUACCUAUUUACCCUUUACAAAAAUAAUCCAAACAGCUCAUC
Molecule: messenger RNA, 6146 nt
Organism: Paramuricea clavata
Lineage: Eukaryota; Metazoa; Cnidaria; Anthozoa; Malacalcyonacea; Plexauridae
Source: the annotation of a GenBank genome assembly